This is a messenger RNA of Wallemia mellicola CBS 633.66, 3100 nucleotides long. Its product is annotated as replication factor-a protein. Lineage: Eukaryota; Fungi; Basidiomycota; Wallemiomycetes; Wallemiales; Wallemiaceae. Gene Ontology annotation, cellular component: nucleus. The record is from RefSeq and is a predicted model, not a curated record. Gene Ontology annotation, molecular function: DNA binding. The transcript is spliced from 8 exons. Gene Ontology annotation, biological process: DNA repair; DNA recombination; DNA replication. The coding region runs from base 1187 to 2986 and encodes 599 amino acids.
UCCAUACAAUUCAACGCCAUCUAAGCCUUCAACGAAGCCACGUCAUUCUACGCCCCUCAAAACCCCUUUGACGAGAUUCACGGGAUCUGCACAGACGAAUUCGCCCUCACCAUUGAGCAGCAGCUCUGCAACGCCUAGGAAGAAGAGAUUUGUAAGGAAGCAGCCUUUAAAAGAUCGUAUACUGCAAUGGCCAUCCAACUUUAUAUUCAAACUCUGGGUAGAUUGGGAUCUAGCACACUUGAUAGAUUCCCCUAGAGUAGCCAAAUCUAUCGGUUUCCUGCUCCAUCUCUUAUCUUUCCUAGUGAAAUAUGCCGGUCUAUCUACUAGUCAAUCUAAUAGGCAAUCUAUAUUAAAAAAGAGCAGCGCGUCUGCAACAGCACGUGCAUCUGCUAUUAGAGCAGCCUCUAAGAGAUCUCUUCCAUGGGUAUAGCUGGUAUCAUUCGCGAUUGAUAAACUCACAUUUGCCGUAGGCGCCGAUUCUUGCUUUUACGUUAUUCGUUAUUACGGCGAUCAACACUUACACACUCUUUACAAAAUUUAGAAGCUACAGGAUGUUCAUGAGAAGGGAUCCGAUUUCAUCUCCGAACGCACGUAAAAUACAACUUGAUCUUGAUCUUGAUCAAAGUCGCGAAGGAACUCCUGAAUUUGAGCGCAAAGCUGGCUUAAGUGACUACAUCGUGAUGACUACAGGAUUUCUAUGGAAGUAUUUCAUUCUUCUCAUUUGGAGACCGUUUUUGAUGUUGAUCGGCGUAUCACUCUCGAAAUCUGAGAACAGCGGGAGAAUGCUCCGUGAAGGACAAGCAGAAGUAUACCAAAUAGAUAUGUGGGAUAUAAACGAAGGUUCAUUAGCCUUGUUCGAAGUGUACUCCCCAGCACACGCACUCUGCUGGAUAUUCUUGAAUGCAUCAAAUUGGAUGUACUUGAUUAUCCUAAUGAUAGCUCUCUGGAGUCAGAUACACGUUAUGGUAGAAAAGUACACGAUGCUUCUAAAGGAUAAGUUAAUAGUACAAGGUGAAGUUAUGCAUGAGUACAAUGAAACUUUCGUACAUCCACGCGUAUUUAAAGCUACAAAAGAUGUUAGCACCCAAACAGAGUAAAUUAAUUGUAAUUUAAUAAUUUUAUAUCCUAAUAAAAAACGCGACUUGACGCGGUUCGCCACAAGUUCGUCACUAUCAAAACGACGACCAUGCCAGAAUUAACGAAAGAUGCGAUAGAAGCGAUAAAUUCCGAAAAUCCUGCCGGUUUACUUGCGGGACAAAAUCCAGUUGUACAAGUUUUGCAAGUUAAGAAGGCGACUGCAAGUUCAGAUAAAGCACCAGAUAGAUACAGAAUGGUUUUAUCUGAUGGAAAGUACUACAUGCAAGCUAUGCUUGGUACACAACUCAAUUCAUACCCUGAGCAAGAGUUACUUAUAAAGAACAGCGUUAUCAAACUUUUGAAUUAUGCUGUGAACGUUGUACAGAACAGAUUGCUCGUUAUCGCACUACAAAUUGAUAUCGUAGAGACAGGCCCUCUGGAGAAGAUCGGAUCACCACAGAAUUUCGAUCAGACAAAGUCACAACAGCCACAACAACAAACAGAGCAACAACCACAACAGCAAGACAUUAAACCAGAUGUUAAACCAGACAUUAAACCAAACUUCAGCAAAGGUCCUUCUUCGCAAGCACCUGUUUACCCUAUAGAAGGCCUUUCUCCAUACCAAAAUAAGUGGACUAUAAAGGCUAGAGUUACCCAGAAAUCUGACAUUAAGUUUUGGUCAAAUCAACGUGGUGAAGGAAAGUUGUUCUCCGUCAAUUUGAUGGACGAAACUGGCGAAAUACGCGCCACAGGUUUCAAUGAAUCAGUUGAUGAAUUUUAUAACAUGUUAGAAGAAGGAAAAGUAUUCUUCAUCACGAAAGCUAGAGUUCAAAUCGCGAAGAAGCAAUUCAGUAACUUACAAAAUGAAUAUGAAAUAGCUUUCGAUAAAACUACUCACAUUGAACCUUGUUAUGACACUUCUGACGUACCUGAUGUCAAGUAUAGUUUUACAGAAUUACAAAACUUGGAGAACCUCGAGCCUAACGCAAUUACUGAUGUUUUAGGUGUAGUUACUACCGCUGAAGAGCCUUCACAAAUUAUUUCAAAGUCAACUCAAAAACCAUACACAAAGAGGGAAUUAAAUAUCGUUGAUAGAUCCCAGCAAUCUGUUAGACUCACUUUGUGGGGUAAAUUAGCUGAAAACUUUGAUCAAGUUAAUGAACCUGUUAUUGCAUUCAAGGGUGUUAAAGUAAGCGAUUUUGGUGGUAGAUCAUUAUCAAUGGUUGGUGCAUCAACUUUAUUCGUUAACCCAGAUAUACCAGAAGCACAUAGCUUGAGAGGAUGGUACGAUCAACAAGGUAAGAAUGAACAAUUCAGUACUUUCAACAAUUCAAGCAGCACUGUCAAGCCUGAACCUGGUACAGUUAAACCAAAUGAAAUUAAAACACUUGAGCAAGUGAAACAAUCACAAUUGGGACUCAAUGAUUCUGGUAAACCUGAUUACUGGACAGGCAAAGCGACUGUCACAUAUAUCAAAAAGGAAAAUAUCACUUACCCAAGUUGUCCAAAUGAUAUGAAGAAAUUAACUCAGGAUAUGAAUGAUAAAUGGAGAUGCGAAAAGUGUGAAUCAUCAUUUGAUGCGCCUGAAUACAGAUACAUUAUUACAUGUAACGCUACAGAUCACACUGGUCAAAUCUGGUUGUCUGGUUUCAAUGACUUUGGAUUAGAGCUUUUCAAAAUGCCUGCAAAUGACUUACAAGCUAUGGUGAACAAUGGUGAUGAUGCUUCUUUCGAAGCAGCUGUAAAGAAUGCUUUGGGUUCAUCAUUUAAUUUCAACUGCCGUGCAAAGCAAGAUACCUUUAAUGAUAAUGUUAGAGUAAGACAUCAAAUCAACAGAGCUAGUACUGUUAAUUACAAGAGUGAAAUUAACAGGUUAUGUGAAACAAUUUCAAAGUUAGAAACCUCAUAAAACGAUUAAGAGCAAGUUUGAAGUAAAUUUAUUUUUAAGAACAUUCUGAGCAGCAUAUUUCAUAAAUCUUUAUUUUUGUUACUAAUUCAACGGUAAUGUCAAGUUUAUUCUUAU